Gloeophyllum trabeum ATCC 11539 is the source of this 1350-nucleotide messenger RNA. RefSeq lists its product as uncharacterized. Bases 1 to 1350 code for a protein of 449 amino acids. The transcript has 3 exons. The record is from RefSeq and is a predicted model, not a curated record. Lineage: Eukaryota; Fungi; Basidiomycota; Agaricomycetes; Gloeophyllales; Gloeophyllaceae.
AUGACUUCAGUACCCGGAAAAUCAGAGGCUUGGGUAGCCUCUAAUUUACCCCAGGUUUAUCGAGCGCCGGGGAAAGGGUUACUCGACACGAAUAUCGGUGAUAGGGGCCGCUCCAAGACGGCCUUGUGGGCAAAUCAAGUUCUCUCCGACUACACCCUGAAAAAGGCCCCCAUGCUUCUCAAUGAACAUGUAGACUUCGAAACGUUUGAAGCUUUGCUGAAGAGCGUGGACAUAGUUCCGCAGACACUUCGUAUUGCUACAAAGUAUAUUGAAAGCGAAGGCUCCACGGUAACAGCACUGCAUUCGCAACUGGUGCAUCCCAUUUGGCAGUUGAUGGAGCCCGAAAAAGUCGAGGACAAGAAAGUCCAUGCUGCGAACCAGUCCCUUACCUUUCGUCUUCGGGAGGCCGCAAGUACUAUGGCCUACAACACCUAUAUUCAGCUCCCUGCAGAGAACUGGAGUUCUGUUAAUCAGAGAGAUGUUGCCGGGGGCGUCCGCACAGAUCUCAUAUUCUCGGUCAUAUUCGAGAGGAAGAAUCAUGUGACUCGUGGGAUGAGGCAAAGGCAGGAUGCGGUGGCCAGAGAGAUGGUUUCGGAGAAACCUACCACCAGCAAAAGUAUGCUGACUGAAGCCCAUGAAGACAAAGAAAUUUGGGAGAUAGAGUUGAACUUACUCCCGUAUGAAGCGAAGAAAUUGGGACAGAUAGAUGCCGAAGCGCUGAUGCGGAUUGGUGCAGAGAAAGUGAAGCUUGGAGGAGUCAUUCCCACCAGAAAGUAUGGUGGACACGUGAAGGGGGUGCGGGCAUCUCUUCAGCAGAUGCUCCGUUAUGCGGUUCACUACGGUACCAGCUAUUCCGCUCUCGGUGACUACAGAAAUAACUUGCUAGUGCUCGUUCCGAGCACUUUGUACGAAGAUGCAAAGCGCUACACCAGGCAAGCACAGCCCAAGAAGCAAGAUGUUCAGAUCGAUGUUUCUGGCUCGCAAGAGACAGAGGCGGUCAAGCGAGGCGAGGAGGUUUCCUUUGAUGAAGAGGAAAGCAAACUGGAUCAAGAAGUUGUUGGGAACAGAAAGGAGCGCACUCAGCCGGUUAAGCAGCCUCUGGCCUCAGAUAAAGAGAUAUCCUGGAUGUAUGCGGAUGAUCAAGGUGCUCGCCGCCUGAUCCUGUUCGGUGCGUGGCUCUCUGUCAAGAACAUGGCCGAUAUGUGGGAAACCCUGGAGAGGGACUAUAACAAGAAGGCAAAAGAAGUGACCGAGAAGCAAAACAGGGCAUCCCAUACGCCGCAGGUGCUCACUCUUGAGCCGCAGGGGGGACAUGGAGGUACGGGGGGAAGUCGGGGAGCCGGCAAGUAG